Molecule: messenger RNA, 5999 nt
Organism: Electrophorus electricus (electric eel)
Lineage: Eukaryota; Metazoa; Chordata; Actinopteri; Gymnotiformes; Gymnotidae
Gene: ppfia4
Product: PTPRF interacting protein alpha 4
Biological process (GO): synapse organization
Cellular component (GO): presynaptic active zone
Molecular function (GO): protein binding
Source: RefSeq, a predicted model, not a curated record
ACUCCGGCGUUUUCCGGAGCAUUUCGCGAUACACCCGCCGGCCGGACAUGUCCUUUCCCACGCACGCGAAGACCGGUGACUCGCGAGCAGGCAACAUUCGGCACCGCGCGCGUUAUUCACGAGGCAGCAGAGGCGCGUCUGUUCCGACGCGGCGGCAGGAACGAGCGCAUAGACAGGGAGGAGUUGGUAGCGCGUCGUGCACGGGGAUGGCAGAUGGGUUCGAAGGAUGCUGCAGACUGCAUGCGUUGCACCGUUUAGUGACAUGUUAAUUGCAACUGGUGGGCGUUAAGGCUAAGGAACUGCGACCGUAACACACACGAAACGUCUGCAGAUGUCGCAUUCACGGAGUGAGUGAUCAGUCCACCGAAAUGCAUUCGCAUUGCAAAGGAACGGAGCUCGACGGCGAAGAGUACCACUAGAAAAGCCCUCAGACAUGGAGUAAGUAAAGGUCAAGGAUAUCAGAACGAAUAAUCCCGUGAGCACAACGACACAGACUUGCUGAUGUCUAAGGGCGAUUUGAAUGAUAGGAAGAAUUAAUUGUGCUGAUCAAAGCAUCUUUUCUGACCGGAUAAUUCAGUGUUUUUCAUUAUGAAGUAAUUUAGUCGAAGACUUAAGACUUUUUGAGUUGGAGUCCCAAACGAGAAGCAAUAUGAUGUGCGAAGUGAUGCCAACUAUUAAUGAAGGGGACUCGAUGAGUUCCCAGAGAGGUUCUCAAAACGGCUCGGAUCAAGAGUCCAAUUUUGAACAGCUGAUGGUGAACAUGUUGGACGAGAGAGACAAGCUUCUGGAAUCUUUACGUGAGACACAAGAAGCUUUGAUCCAGUCCCAGACCAAGCUUCAGGACGCUCUUCACGAGAGAGACACUCUUCAGCGGCAGAUCAGCUCCGCUCUGCCGCAGGAGUUUGCAACGCUGACAAAGGAGUUGAAUACAUGCCGUGAGCAACUUCUGGAGAAAGAGGAGGAGAUCUCAGAACUUAAAGCAGAGAGGAACAACACCAGGCUCCUGCUGGAACAUUUGGAGUGUUUGGUAUCCCGUCACGAACGUUCUCUGAGGAUGACUGUGGUGAAGAGACAGGCUCCUCCUCCGUCCGGUGUCUCCAGCGAGGUUGAGGUUCUGAAGGCUCUGAAGUCUCUGUUUGAGCACCACAAGGCCCUGGAUGAGAAGGUGCGUGAGCGGUUGCGUGUGGCUCUGGAGAGGGUGACUACCCUGGAGGGGCAACUGGCUGCCACCACUCAGGAGCUCACUGUGGUGAGACAGGAGAAAGAGAAACAGACCGACGGGAAUGCUAAGGACAAAGUGGACGGCUCCAAGCCAACCUGGAAGAGGCUGCCCAAUGGCUCCAUCGACGUCCACGACGAGGCCAGCCGCGCCGUGGAGCUACAGGAGCUCCUGGACAAGGCCAGCAAGGAGCUGGCGGUGAGCCGAGAUCGAGCCGGGGCCCUGAGCGCCCGCGUGAGUGAGCUGGAGGGCGAGCUGGCCGGCGUCCGCAAGGAGCUGCUGAAGACCGAGGAGCUCAGCGCCAAGCACCAGCGGGACAUCCGCGAGGCAAUGGCACAGAAAGAGGACAUGGAGGAGAGAAUCACAACGCUGGAGAAGCGCUACCUGGCCGCCCAGCGGGAGACCACCUCCAUCCACGACCUGAACGACAAGUUGGAGAACGAGCUGGCCAACAAGGACUCGCUCCAUCGGCAGAGCGAGGAGAAGGUGCGGCAUUUGCAGGAGCUGUUGGAGCUGGCAGAGCAGAGGCUACAGCAAACCAUGAGGAAGGCGGAGACCCUGCCGGAGGUGGAGGCAGAACUGGCCCAGAGAGUGGCUGCCCUCACCAAGGCUGAGGAGCGCCAUGGCAACAUCGAAGAACGCCUUCGUCAGCUGGAGUCCCAGCUGGAGGAGAAGAACCAGGAACUGGGCCGGGCUCGGCAGCGGGAGAAGAUGAACGAGGAGCAUAACCGGCGCCUGUCGGACACUGUAGACCGCCUGCUCACAGAGUCUAACGAACGCCUGCAGCUACAUCUGAAAGAGCGCAUGGCAGCACUGGAGGACAAGAAUGCACUCAUCCAAGACCUGGAGAAUUCCCAAAAACAGCUGGAGGAGUUCCAUCACUCCAAGGAGAGACUGAUAGGGGAGAUUGAGAAGCUCAGGGCUGAGAUCGAUCAUUUGAAGAGGAGGAGCGGGGCUUUCGGAGAUGGAACACACCCUCGAUCGCACAUGGGUAGUGCCACGGACCUGCGUUUCUCUGUGGUGGAGGGGCAAAGCGAGCCGUAUGCCACUCCGGGGGUGAUUAGGCGGACACAGAAGGGGCGGUUGGUAGCACUUCGGGAUGAACCCACAAAGAUCCUGGCCAUGGUGGAGCAGGACUGGGACCGAUCCCACCCCAGUAGCCUCCGUGCAAGCCGCACCCACCUGCUGGGCAGCGACUCGGAGCUCUCGGACCUGGACGACGAGGAGCGCGAGACCACGUUCAGCUCGGCGGACAUGCUGUCCCCCAGCGGACACUCGGACGCGCAGACGCUGGCCCUCAUGUUGCAGGAGCAACUGGACGCCAUCAAUGAGGAGAUCAGGAUGAUCCAGGUGGAGCGGGAGUCGGCCGAGCUGCGGGCGGACGAGAUUGAGAGCCGCGUGAACAGCGGGAGCAUGGAUGGCCUCAACGUGACCCUGCGGCCGCGCUCGUCCAUGCCCAGCUCCGUCACGGCCCUCUCGCUGGCCAGCUCCUCUCCGCCGAUCAGCGGCCGCUCCACGCCCAAGACGGCCUCACGAUCCGCCGCCCACGAGCUGGGCAUCAUGACUCUGCCGAGCGAUCUAAGGAAACACCGCAGGAAAGUCGCUUCUCCAGUGGAGGCCAGGGAGGAUAAAGCCACUAUAAAGUGUGAGAUGUCACCCCCAUCUUCCCCACGCAGCCUUAGACUGGAUCAAAUGAACUUCGCCCAGCUCACGGGAAGCCUGGAAGAUGGACGAGGAGGCAGUAAAAAGAAGGGCAUCAAAUCCUCCAUCGGCCGACUCUUUGGCAAGAAGGACAAGGGCCAGCCGCUGAGUAAGGACGGCCAGGUGACCCCGCCUGUCAUUCCAGAUUUUGAGAUGGGGAUCGGAGACACCAUGACCCUGGGCAAGCAAGCCGAGAGGGACCGCCGGAUGAAGAAGAAACACGAACUGUUGGAGGAUGCCAGAAGGAAAGGUCUGCCAUUUGCUCAGUGGGACGGUCCUACUGUGGUCUCCUGGCUUGAGCUAUGGGUGGGCAUGCCCGCGUGGUACGUGGCCGCAUGCCGCGCCAAUGUUAAGAGCGGCGCCAUUAUGUCCGCCCUGUCCGACACGGAGAUCCAACGAGAGAUCGGCAUCAGCAACCCCCUGCAUCGCCUCAAGCUCAGGCUCGCCAUCCAGGAGAUGGUGUCACUCACCAGCCCCUCUGCCCCCCUCACCUCACGCACAUCCUCCGGAAACGUGUGGGUGACUCACGAGGAAAUGGAGAACAUGGCAACUUCCACCAAAGUGGAAAACGAGGAAGGGAGCUGGGCGCAGACGCUGGCGUACGGAGACAUGAACCACGAGUGGAUCGGGAAUGAGUGGCUCCCCAGCUUGGGUCUGCCCCAGUACCGCAGCUACUUCAUGGAGUGUCUGGUGGACGCGCGCAUGCUGGACCACCUCACCAAGAAGGACCUGCGCACACACCUGAAAAUGGUGGACAGCUUCCACAGAGCCAGUUUACAAUAUGGCAUCAUGUGCUUGAAGAGACUCAACUACGACAGGAAAGAGCUUGAAAGAAGGAGAGAGGAAUGCCAACACGACAUCAAAGAUACCCUGGUGUGGACCAAUGACCACGUGAUGGCCUGGGUGCAGACCAUCGGCCUGAAGGAGUACAGCAACAACCUGCUGGAAAGUGGUGUGCACGGGGCCCUCGUCGCCCUGGACGAGAUGUUUGACUUCAGCAGUCUGGCCCUCAUCCUGCAGAUCCCCAUGCAGAACACCCAGGCCAGACAGAUCCUGGAACGGGAGUUCAAUAACCUAUUGGCCCUGGGGACCGACAGGCGUCUAGAGGAGAGCGACGAUAAGUCUUUCCGGAGGUCCCCGUCGUGGAGGAAGCGUUUCCGGCCGCGGGAAGGCCAAGGCCUGGGAAUGAUGCCUGGCUCCAUGGAGACGCUGCCCGCGGGCUUCCGUCUGACCACCAUGUCCAUCCCCUCUUCCGUGGCCGCCAUGCACAGGAAACAGCUGCAGCCGGAAGGCUCCACCGCACGAAGCACUUCUGCCGCAGAUAUAAGGAUGCGUUGCAUUCCCACUACCUGUAUGGACACGAGCUCCCAGCCUUUCGGGAAUGAUGUGCCAAACUCUCCAUGGUGGGAGGGGUUUCCUGGCUCCUCCUCCUGCCCACCAAAACCAGUGUUCUCCAUGGUGGGAGGGGUUUCCUGGCCCCUCCUCCUGCCCACCAAAACCAGUGCUCUCCAUGGUGGGAGGGGUUUCCUGGCUCCUCCUCCUGCCCAAUGAAACCAGUGCUUUCAUGGACAUCGUGCAAUACAAGGGGAACAAGACAACAGCAGCAGCAACAACAGCAAACAAAACAAAAUUAAUCUAAAAAAACGACUAAACUUGGAACCGACACACGUUUGUUGCGUAGCUGCUUUGAGAUGAGAUAUGUCGUCACGUCAGGCACUUCCCAGUAACCACAAGUUAUUUAGUCAUUGUGCUGGUUGUUUUCAAUUGGUGUACUUGGCUCCUAGUCUGUCGGUUCUAGUCUACUUCCUUGGGUGUGUUGAUUGCAAUUUACUAUGUAAGGGUUCCCCUUACUGGUUAUGCAAGAUAUUCAAUGUCUCUUUAUGUAUAUAAAAUGAAGUAUAAUAUCUUUUUUUAUAGAACACACCCACGCACAUUUACACACACACACGCACACACACACACACACACACACACACACACACACACACACACACAUAUAUAUACACACAUAUAUGGAGAGUUGUAUAUGGUUGUAAAUCAUGACUGUAUGAAUACUGAAAAUCUGUCUCAGUUGUGACUGUUUUUGUUUGUUUAAACUCUUUGUCUGGUAGCUGACUAAAACCUGUAGCCACUGUUUUAGAUGGUGUUGGUGAAAGUUGCCCUUUCACGCUGACCUGAGACCAGUUUUGCUAUUAUUCUUAUAAAUGUGAAUAUUAAGAUCUGGCUAGUGGAGAGUUGGGCCAGAUCUGUGCCUAAGGGCUGCAGAAUCAGCAGUAUUUCAAAACCCCAGUUUGUGUUUGCCAUUACCUCAGCAGUGCUCGUCCACACGAGUUCAUUGUAAAUACACAAAGCAAAGAGGCGUUAAUGAGCUCAGUAGUAACGAAGCCCCCCAUAUCUGAGAAAAGCUCACAAAUCCAGACAUGUACUAUGGCAACAGUGAAAACAAUAGACAUCCAUCAUCACCAAGCCUACAGCAAAGCCUUAUACACAAAUGCAGCAAAAUGCUCUGCACUUGAGCUUGAGCUCGUGUUCAGAUUCCUGGAGAGAAACGUUGAGUGUGCUGCUGAAAUGAAAGUGUUUGCAGACACUCUACCCCACCAUCGCAAUCUCAAUCCCUUUAGAAACUAAAAAGUGUUCUGCAUUAACUAAUCACACUGGCAAAAUGUUGUGAAUGCGUAUAGCUCAAACUUUGGUUCUAUAUGUUUUUAUUUAUUCAACUGGUUGGUUGGUUUUGUUUUGUUUCGUUUUGUUUACAAGAGAAGUUCAGUGUGCCUCUGCAGCAGCUAUUUUACUUAUGUAUGUAUGUAUGCAUGUGUGUGUGUGUGUGUGUGUGUGUGUGUGUGUGUGUGUGUGUGGAUAUGGAUAUGUAUUUUAACUGUGUAUGUAUGGAAGUAUACCAUAUGUAUAUGUAUUUGAUUCCAAGCCUGUCACAAUGCUGGUUAUUUGAGCCUUUUUCACCUAAAAAGUGCUAUAGAACACCAUGAAGAACAGUGAAUAUGUGAGACUAAACAAAUCACUUUGCCCCAAUCAUCAAAUUAAUAUAAUAAACGAUGGUACGACAUAUGUCAUAGCAAGGUCA